CUAAGAAUGAAACUGAUUGCAUUAGGGACAGCUCUAGGGCUGCUCACCUGUGAUAAGGUUUGCACUGCUCUGUUUGUCCUCUCAAGUGUCAAGAGUCCGGUGCUUUUCCUCCACAAAGCAGAGUGAGUGUUAGCUGUGACAUGAGGAAUAACUGAGCGUGUUGCACUGGUGUGAAAGAAAAGCUAAUGAAGAAUGAACAGCAACCAGGAAACAUCAGCAGACAUACAGGAAACAGGGUUUGGGAGUCCUGCCCUCUCCAAACAGAGGAGGAUCAUCUACUUCUCCAGCGGUGAAACCAUGGAGGAGGAAGACAGUGAGGAGGAAGAGGAGUCAGACAGGCCUCCCUUCACAGAACCUGCAGAGAAGUCUAGGUUUUCCUUCAGGAAUGUGGCUCUUCUAGUCGGGAGGAUUUCCCUGCUGACGUGUGAUUUCCUUGGAGAAAGACUGGCCGGGGUCCUCGGACUGAAAGCAGCCAAAUACCAGUACGCCAUCGAUCAACAUCACCGUGACAACAAGACAAAAGGCAGCGGGGCCUCAGAGAACCUGGUGGAGGGAGGGUGGGACACGAUCCGCCUGUCUAGAGGACCGGAGGGGAGUCAUUAUGGAGCUACGGGAGAAGAACGAUGCCCGGCUGAUUCACAGGCGAGCUGGGAUCAGAAACCUCUGGACACAAGUGAAGGGUGUUACAACAGAGCGUAUCAAGCAGAUGAGCUUCAAGAGGUGUAUGAGAAUGGCGAGGAUGAGAACCCCAUCCUGAAUAAAGGAUCAGACACCAACCUGUUCGAAGGGGACAUUUUAAUUCCAGAGGGAAGGAAUGCCUUGAUUGACAAGAGAUACAGAUGGAAAUUUCCAAUUCCUUACAUUCUGGGUGAUGAUUUGGAUCUGAAUGCCAAGGGUUGCGUCCACCAGGCCUUUGAGAUGUACCGGCUGAAGUCCUGUAUCGACUUCAAGCCUUAUGAGGGAGAGAAGACGUACAUCAAGUUUGAAAAGAGAGGAGGGUGUUUCUCCAGCGUUGGGGACCAGCAGACCGGUCAGAUUCUUUCCCUGGGGUCGGGGUGUGACCACAAGGCGGUGAUCGAACACGAGCUGCUGCACGCUCUGGGAUUCUACCACGAACAGUCCCGCACAGACCGGGACGACUAUGUGGACAUCUGGCUGGAUCAAGUAUCUCCAGGAAUGGGACACAACUUCAACAAAUACAACGAUGACUUCAUCACCGAUCAGAACACGGCGUACGACUAUGAGUCCAUCAUGCACUACAGGCCCUUCUCCUUCAAUAAGAACGAAUCCAUCCCUACCGUCACCACCAAAAUCCCAGAGUUCUACAACAUCAUUGGCCAAUACCUGGACUUCAGCAAGAUGGACACCCUCAGGCUCAACCGGAUGUACAACUGCUCGGGUCCGCUCACCCUGCUGGACCAGUGUGCCUUUGAGUAUGCCAGCAUCUGCGGGAUGAUCCAGGCCUCCACUGAUGACGCCGACUGGGUCCAUACCAAGACCAGUGUGAAUGAAGAGGAUCACACACUCCUGGGAAGAUGCAGAGAUGCUGGUUACUUCAUGCACUUCAGCACCAUGACUGGAAAGCCAGCAGAGUCGGCUCUGCUGGAAUCCCGGACCCUCUAUCCAAAGAGGAAGCUCCAGUGUCUGCAGUUCUUCUACAAGAUGACCGGAAACUCCCAGGACAGGCUGGUGAUCUGGGUCAAGAUGGAUGAUGGCACAGGGGCUAUUCGUAAAAUGAUGAAAAUACACACCUUUAAUGCCGAUUCUGACCACAAAUGGAAGAUCGCCCAUGUCCCAAUGGAGGUGGGGGUAAAAUUCCGCUAUGCCUUCCAAGCUGUGCGCGGUGAUCCCUCUGCAUCUGCCGGUGGCAUCUACAUAGACGACAUCAGCCUGACCGAGACACGCUGUCCCAAUGCUGUGUGGACGAUCCCGAACUUCUCCAAGAUCAUAGAGACGGCCAACAUCAACACAGUGAUUGACAGCCCUCGUUUCUACAGCCCUGAGGGUUAUGGUUACGGUGUCCGUGUGUAUCCCUUGUCCACGUACACAGAUUACACAGGGAACUACACUGGGCUGUACUUCUACCUCACCAGCGGGGUCAAUGAUGCUGUUCUGCAGUGGCCAGCAGUAAACAGACAGGCGACCUUGGUGGUAAUGGACCAAGACCCUGACAUUAAGCUACGGAUGUCCACAGCUCGCAGCCUCACUACUGACAUGAGGAUGACAUCAGAUGGAAAGCUGUUUUGGGACAACCCCUCCAAGGUGGGAAAGUAUGACGAGUCCUGCCGCUGCUACAAAAGUCAGACAUGGGGCUGGAGGAACUUUGUCAAGCAUUUUGACCUCAGGAGGCGCAAUUACCUCAAGAACGAUGACCUCAUCAUCUUCAUCGACUUUGAGGAUAUAAGAUCACUGAUCAAAACUGAAGUUCCCAUUAAACCGGCGGAGUAGGGUCACACAGGGUAGACUGGAGAAACGAUGGAAAGAACAACGUUUGACCAUGGAUAAAGGAUGGAAGACACUGCUGUGACACAAUCAUCAUCUUCUUUAAAAAAGCUUGAAAUUUGACGUUAUAUUUGGUGUCUAAUUUAUAUAUAAAAGGUGACAUACUCUAUAUUCAGAAUAAGCCAUUGUAAAUCAUUUUUAUCAUAAUGUGUUUUCCGCAUUGAACUCCUCUAAUAAAAACGAUUAAAUGAAGCUAGCAAAGAACAAUCCUUUGGUGUGUUUCUUUUCUUUUGCGAUGUACAAAUGGUUUCCAUUAGAGACAAUGAAAUAAGAGGAAUGAAUGCUUUAAGCUUCAAAUGAACAAAAAAGUAUUUAUAUUUGGUUUCAAUUUCUUAAGAAAUGCUUUACCCUUUAAUUCUUUUUUUAAUAAAAUGCUUUACCCUUUGUUUAUCGCUCUUAAAGGGGAACCCCACCAAUUUACACCGAAAUCAGUAAAAAGUCUAUACAGUUUUAUUUAAAAAAUGUAUAGCUCUGGAACUAGAUAAAAUAUCAAAUUCAGGAUAGCCAGUUGCUAAAUAUGUUAUUAAAUGUGGAAUGACUUUUAUAUUUUAUUACUUUCAAAUAACUGUUUCAAACUGGGAAAUAAUGAUGAAACGUCCUCAAAACAUAAUCAAGCUUUUUUUGACCUAAAGUAACGAUAGAGCCCUUUUCUGACUUUUUUAUUUCACAGUGGGAUACUUGUUUAGGGCUUUCUUGUCCAAAUACAUAGGCGCAGUGUUUUUUUUUCUGA
Messenger RNA from Eleginops maclovinus (Patagonian blennie), 3232 nucleotides. RefSeq names its product meprin A, alpha (PABA peptide hydrolase), tandem duplicate 1 (gene mep1a.1). Lineage: Eukaryota; Metazoa; Chordata; Actinopteri; Perciformes; Eleginopidae. The record is from RefSeq and is a predicted model, not a curated record. Gene Ontology annotation, biological process: proteolysis. Gene Ontology annotation, molecular function: protein binding; metalloendopeptidase activity; zinc ion binding. The coding region runs from base 193 to 2448 and encodes 751 amino acids. The transcript is spliced from 17 exons. Gene Ontology annotation, cellular component: membrane.